This is a messenger RNA of Mizuhopecten yessoensis (Yesso scallop), 1803 nucleotides long. RefSeq names its product asparagine synthetase [glutamine-hydrolyzing]-like. NCBI's taxonomy places the organism in Eukaryota, Metazoa, Mollusca, Bivalvia, Pectinida, Pectinidae. The coding region runs from base 5 to 1642 and encodes 545 amino acids. The record is from RefSeq and is a predicted model, not a curated record. Gene Ontology annotation, molecular function: asparagine synthase (glutamine-hydrolyzing) activity. Gene Ontology annotation, cellular component: cytosol. The transcript has 9 exons.
AAACAUGUGUGGUAUAUGGGCAGUAUUUGGUAGCAGUGGUGAUAUUUUCACACAUUGCAAGGCGGCAUUCAAAAUAGCUCAUCGUGGACCCGAUGCCUUUCGAUUAGAAAGCAUUUACCAAUUCCCGUCAUGUUGCCUUGGAUUUCAUCGUCUUGCUAUACUUGACGCUCAACAUGGGAUGCAGCCAAUGCGAGUGCCUCAGUAUCCUCACGUUUGGCUUAUCUACAACGGAGAGAUUUAUAAUCACGCAAAUCUACAGCAGGAGUUUAAUUUCCAUUACGCCACUAAAUGUGACGGAGAGUCCAUUAUUCACCUCUACGCCCAGGGCGGGAUAGAGUUCGCGGCCAAACAUUUGGACGGAGUGUUCGCUUUCUGCCUCCUUGACACGGCCAACAGAAAAGUGUACCUCGGCCGGGACACAUUCGGGGUCAAACCGCUAUUUCGUAUUCUGAAGGAGGACGGCUUUUUAUCAGCGUGCUCUGAAGUCAAAGGGUUGGGAGAUAACCCAACUGCAACCGUCGAACAAUUCCUACCCGGACACGUAGAGACGUAUAAUCUCGACUCCAUAGGACGAGCUACAUUUGUUGAGCGGACAAGGUUCCAUAAAAUAGGGGACGCCCCGGCAUACAAAACAGUGGUAAACCCUACAGAUAAAAAUAUUAAAUCCAGCAUCAGGACCCUGUUUGAGGCUGCUGUAAAGAAGAGAAUGAUGGCAGAUCGUCGUAUUGGAUGUCUACUGUCAGGUGGUCUUGACUCGAGUUUGACUGCGGCCACGUUGGUGAAAUUAGCUAAAGAACAGAACCUACCAUACCCUGUACAGACGUUUUCUAUCGGAAUGAAGGACAGUCCCGAUCUGGUGGCGGCCAGAAAGGUUGCUAAACACCUGGAAACGGAGCACCACGAGAUAGUUUUUAAACCUGAGGAAGGGAUCGCCGCCAUUGAAAGUGUCAUAUACCACCUGGAGAGUUAUGACAUCACCACCGUUAGGUCAUCUGUCGGGUUAUACCUAGUAAGUAAAUACAUCAAGCAGAAGACGGAUACAACAAUCAUUUUGUCUGGAGAGGGAGCAGACGAGAUCGCACAAGGCUACAUAUACUUUCACAACGCGCCCUCUGUUGUGGACGGGAAUGAGGAGAGCAGCCGACUCUGUAAAGACCUAUAUAUGUAUGACGUACUCAGAGGUGACAGGUCCACGUCGGCUUGGGGACUUGAGAUACGAGUUCCCUUUCUUGAUCAUCAAUUCAGCAGUUACUACCUCUCAUUAGAACCUGAAAUGAAGGCGCCCAAGUACGGCAUAGAGAAACAUUUGCUGCGGUCUGCUUUUGACAAAACGGGGUUACUUCCGGCAGAGAUUCUAUGGCGGCCAAAGGAGAACUUUAGUGACGGCUUGUCCUCUCAGACAAGGUCGUGGUACGAGUAUAUACAAGACUUUGUUGAUGAGCAAAUAGACGACACUGAAUUGGAGGAGAGUAGUCACCGUUUUCCACACAACCUUCCACGCAGUAAGGAAGCUCUAUACUACAGACGAGUAUUUGAGAAGUUCUAUACAGGACAGGGUCAUUUAUUACCGUACUACUGGAUGCCCAAGUGGUCAACAUCUUCAGAUCCCUCCGCCAGGACACUCAAACACUACAAACAGUGACGUCAUCAACCACUGUCUUGAUUAUAUAAAAUAUACAUAUAUAUAUAUUAAGCAUAAAGUGCAAAGUCGUUUUUUCCGAUUGAAUAAUUUGGUGUUUUUUUUGUGAGUACAACAUUUAGCUCUUUGCUAUAAUUUUGACUAUUGGCAACUCACUGUCCAAG